AUGAUUGGUCAGCUAAUGUUUGCUAUAAUAAUGUCCAUUACAUUAUUGCUAACUAUUGCUGCAUUUCUUACUCCUGGUUGGAGGUCAUUUUCGGUGAUAAAAGAUAACGAACAAGAAGCUGAGAAAUAUUUGGUACCACAAACAAUGGGUCUUCUCUGGUGUACCUCACCGAUACCUGAAAAUAAUUUCAAAAUUGAUUACUGUCAUCUAUGGCACAAUAAAAAGCCAAAAUGUGAUGAAAAUGUAGCAAAAUUAAUGAUUGCAACAUUAAUCAUCGAAAUUAGCUCAUUAAUUUUGGUUGCAAUUACAUUUUGCGCCUGUUGUUGUCGUGAAUUUUGGAUUUUUCUUCUACCAUUGUUAGCAUUUGUUGCUACAGUGACAUUAGCUAUUGCUUUGUUUAUAUAUACUCGAAAUAAUAGCACUGCUUUUGAGAUAUUAAAUGAAAAUGAACAAAUUGCAUCAGAAGCAUAUCAUAUUAAUUUUUUCUAUAGCUAUUAUUUAGCUUGGAUUGCUUUAACUUUAAUGACUAUUUGCAUUUUGAUUGGUGCUUUUGCUAAAAAACUUGCCCAAAUUUGUUGCUAA
This is a messenger RNA of Brugia malayi, 582 nucleotides long. RefSeq lists its product as uncharacterized. Lineage: Eukaryota; Metazoa; Nematoda; Chromadorea; Rhabditida; Onchocercidae. The transcript is spliced from 4 exons. Bases 1 to 582 code for a protein of 193 amino acids. The record is from RefSeq and is a predicted model, not a curated record.